Molecule: messenger RNA, 1203 nt
Organism: Ilyonectria robusta
Lineage: Eukaryota; Fungi; Ascomycota; Sordariomycetes; Hypocreales; Nectriaceae
Exons: 2
Coding region: 1-1203 (400 amino acids)
Molecular function (GO): oxidoreductase activity
Source: RefSeq, a predicted model, not a curated record
AUGGCACCCGGCGCUUUGAUCGACGAGCCCGCCCUCGCUCCUUUGCCCCAGGUGAAGAAUGCCGAGGCUCCCCGGUCCAUCUUCCCAGACGGCAUUCGAACCUCUGGCCAGCAUCCCCCGCUGUACGACCGCCUAAGGCCGUACUCGGAGUUCCCGCAGGAGAUUUCGGGCCCGACGCUGUGGAAGCAGGAGGACUAUGUCGACCAGCCCGAUAAAUGGACUCAUCCUUUCACGGAUGAGGAGAUCCAGGAAUUGAGCGAUACCGCAGACCGGUUCAUUGCCAGUGGCACUCCGCUUACCGGCAUCUCCAAGCACAACUUCCCUCUCCCCAUACUGAGCAAGUCGCUGGCCGCCCUCCGCGAAGAUCUCAUCGACGGCAAGGGCUUCAUCCUCUUCAAGCGCUUCCCCGCGACGGCGUGGGGACCCCACAAGAACGCCGUGGCCUACAUGGGCCUGGGCACAUAUCUGGGGUACUUUGUGUCGCAGAACGGCCUCGGCCACGUCCUCGGCCACGUCAAGGACGUGGGCGACGACGCGACGCAGAUCGACAAGGUGCGCAUCUACCGCACCACGGCGCGGCAGUUCUUCCACGCCGACGACGGCGACAUCGUCGGGCUGCUCUGCGUGCACCGCGCGCUGGAGGGCGGCGAGAGCGACAUCGUCAGCAUCCACAAUGUGUGGAACCAUCUCCAGCGCGAGAACCCCGACGUGGCCGAGCUGCUCACCCAGCCCGUCUGGUACUUUGACCGCAAGGGCGAGGUGUCGGACGGCGAGGAGCCGUGGGUGCGCCAGCCCGUCUUCUACCUGGAGAACGGCGGCAAGGGCCGCGUCUACUGCAAGUGGGAUCCCUACUUUGUGCGCUCCCUGACGCGCUUCUCCGACAAGGGCCUCGUGCCUCCGUUGAGCGAUGCCCAAAAGCACGCCAUGACCGUCUUGGAGGAGACGUGCCAGAAGUUGGCCCUACACAUGAUCCUCGAGGUCGGCGACAUCCAGUUCGUCAGCAACGCGCAUCUCCUCCACGCGCGGACGGCGUAUGUCGACCACAACCCGCCCACCCCUCGCCGGCAUCUGCUCCGUCUGUGGCUAUCGACCCCGGAAAGCGAGGGCGGCUGGGCGUUGCCGAUGCCCGACAGCCACGAGAAGAAGCGUGGAGGAAUCCAAGUAAACAACACGGCGCCCAGAUGCCCUCUGGAUGCGGAAUAG